Orycteropus afer afer is the source of this 597-nucleotide messenger RNA. It is a transcript of the gene TMEM17, whose product is annotated as transmembrane protein 17. Gene Ontology annotation, cellular component: ciliary transition zone. The record is from RefSeq and is a predicted model, not a curated record. Lineage: Eukaryota; Metazoa; Chordata; Mammalia; Tubulidentata; Orycteropodidae. The coding region runs from base 1 to 597 and encodes 198 amino acids. The transcript has 4 exons. Gene Ontology annotation, biological process: non-motile cilium assembly.
AUGGAGCUGCCGGAUCCUGUCCGCCAGCGAUUGGGAAACUUCAGCCGGACUGUAUUCAGCGACUCCAACCGGACCGGGCCGGAGUACAACGAGGGUCCGGAUGAUGAAAUGGUCUCCAGUUUGGCACUGCAGGUGUCACUUUAUUUUAACACUUACUUUUUCCCUCUUUGGUGGGUGAGCAGCAUUACAAUGCUUUACACAAAGUAUUCAAUCUUGCCUGAUUACUACAAAUUUAUUGUGGUCACUAUUAUCAUCCUAGUAACCUUAAUUGAAGCCAUCCGGUUGUAUCUGGGCUACAUGGGUAACCUACAGGAAAAGGUUCCUGAGUUGGCUGGCUUUUGGCUUUUGAGCCUUUUGUUACAGUUGCCUUUAAUUCUUUUCUUGCUCUUUAAUGAAGGUUUAAAGAGUUUGCCAAUGGAAAAAGCAAUACAUAUCAUCUUCACUCUCUUCCUUACUUUCCAAGUUGUUGCAGCAUUUCUUGCCUUGAAGAGAAUGGUAAAUCAGUUGGCAACCCGUUUCCACCUCCAAGACUUUGACCGGCUUUCUGCAAAUAGAGGGGACACGAGAAGGAUGAGGUCAUGUAUAGAAGAGAUUUGA